AUGAAGUCAUGUGUGAAUACUCUAACUGCAAUUGGCUACCUUAGUGAGAUUAACAGCUCCGAUAACUUGAGACGCAUUGCAGAAAGACUUCCCCACAACCUCAAAUCUAAAUGGCUCUCCAGAACGAGAUCUCUAAGAUCGGUUUCAAUCAGACCUGGAAUACAGGACUUAUCAGACUUCGUGCAAGAGCAAGCUGAUGAGAUAAACGAUCCUGUCUUUGGUGACAUCGUGGCAACCAAAGUAAGAAGUAAAGAAGGACCGUUAAGACGCAUCCGCGAGAAAUCCACCUUGCAAUCUAAUCGCAACGUUACAACUAUGAUGACACAAGUCCAACAAGGAACGCAAGACGAAAGCCAAACAAAGCAAAGACGAAAAUGGAAUUGUCCCGCCUGCAACGGACCUCACAACCUMCAAAGAUGYUUUAAGUUUAAAGAUAUGUCAAACGACGAAAGAGUCGGGAUCCUGAGAAAAGACAGCAUUUGCUUCAACUGCUUUCACAAGGGCCACUUCGCUGUUGGAUGCGCACAACCACCAGCAUGUACUGUUGAAAACUAUAAAGAAUCAGAAUGGCAAGUUCGUCGUUCUAAUGUUUCCUUGUGCGACGAACAGUUGCUGACAGACUUAAAUAUUGAUGCCACAGAAAGAAGAAUUUCCUUGACGACUCAAGAGAAGAAGAAUAGCUUAAGAGUUGGAAGGGAAACGUCUCUCACGGUCGAAGCCAUAGACAGUACUUCAGCUAUCGACAUCCCSACAGUUUGGGCCAUUGAACYUCUAAAUGUAUCAGAAAGCAGUAUCCCUACCAAGAGAGAGAUUGAGAGCUGGYCACAUUUACAGGACAUUGGAACUCAACACGUACCUAUCGAUCGCAAGGUUAAACUACUUAUUGGCUGCAAUGUACCAGAAGCGUUCUACGUCCUUGAYGAAAGAAAGGGAAAUCCAGGAGAACCAUACGGUGUACGUACUCCUCUAGGAUGGACAGUACUCGGGCCAUCAGAGAAGGUAUUAAGCCAAGAACCUGCUCAAGUCCAUUUUAAUUACGUAGAAAACACUGUGUGCGACCAAGCCUACUAUGAAGACACUAAACUUACAGUACAGCUAGAGAAGUUUUGGAAGUCUGACUUCGGGGAUCCUUUGACGUGURACAAGCCGUGCAUGUCCAUUGAUGAUUCCAAAGCCCUCGAAAUCAUGGAAACAACUCUGAAGAGAGUCCAAGGACACUAUCAGAUGGCACUUCCCUGGAAAAAUUGGUGUCCAUGUAUGCCAAACAACAAGAUGCUAGCCGAACAUAGAUUGAACCUCCUAAAGAAAAGGCUCUUAAAAGAUGAUGAUAUUUGCAAGAAGUAUUGUACGACCAUCAACGAGUAUAUCAACAAAGAAUACGCAGUAAGAGUUCCUGUAGAAGACCUGGAAGUAACAGAUAGACCAGUUUGGUUCCUGCCUCAUCAUGGCGUCCUCAACCCUCAAAAGCCGGAAAAACUUCGA
Exaiptasia diaphana is the source of this 1482-nucleotide messenger RNA. RefSeq lists its product as uncharacterized. The record is from RefSeq and is a predicted model, not a curated record. The annotation marks the transcript as partial. The transcript has 2 exons. NCBI's taxonomy places the organism in Eukaryota, Metazoa, Cnidaria, Anthozoa, Actiniaria, Aiptasiidae.